CCUAUAAGCUUCCUAUAAGCAUCUUGUAAAUAUAUUUUCGCCAUAACGUCAUAGCGACCGCUGUUAUAAGUUUUUUAUAUUACGACAUUUAUUGAAAAAAAAUGAAUUUGCUUAGCCGAUGGGUUCUUUUCUUCGGUUCUUCGUUUUCCGAUUUUGUCAACGAUUUACCAUUGAUAUAGUAAUAAAAAAAAGAAACGACAUUAAGCCAAAAAGACAUACGCCUUCGCGGAAAUAAAUAGGUUCUCAGAUCUGUCGUUAGACGCGCACAGAUAAGCCUUUUUGCUUCUAAGAUCUGAGUCCUGCCUAUAAAACGAAACGUAAGUAGUAAUGUUUGAAAACCAAUGAGCGCCUAAUGAAGGUGGAGCCUGCGAAGAAAAUCUCCACCUACUCUUAAAACGCUCUAUUUCUCCUCUCCUCGUAUGUUUCACUGCGUCGCUUCUGAUGACGACCGAGGGAGAGAGAGAGAGAGAGAGAGAGAGAGAGAGAGAAACAGAGAAAAAGAUGCGAAGAGACAAGAGGAGAAUCUUUCAGUACGUCUCAAGUCGGUUUAGUCGGCUGAUAUCCCAGUACCCCAAGUAAUAUCUUCUCCCUUUUGCAUUUUUUCAAGUUCUUGCUUUUCGUUGAAAAACGCGCGAAAUUAAUUCUUUCUUUCUUUCUUUCUUCCUUAAAGAUGAAAAUUUGACACAAGUUUGACGCAUGUAACAGCAAUUAGAUCGAAUAACACCUUGUGGAUUCGGUAGAUUAAACAGCGCAAAAAGAUUUAUACGAUCAGCGUUUCGUUGAUUAUCACGACCCCAACUUGUGUAAUAGAUAACUCGUAUAAAAUUAAAUGAUACCUUACAAAUCGAUAGUAGCAAAGUUUUCUUCCUUCCAUCGGUAUCACAGUCAAAAAAGUAUCUAUUUUCUAAAAUAUAUGACGGACAAAAUAUCGUCAUGCUUUGACGGUAACUUUGUUCAAUCGAUGAAACUAAGUGACUUAACGUUGAGGUGACAUCACAAAAAGAAGAAUAAAAUAGAAAAUAUUUAAGAAUCAUUCAAACGAACUGAGAGCAAAAUGAUCGGCGCGAAUAUGGAUCAGGAUGGUAAUAACAUAAUAACGUCGCAAUCAACGAAUCCUCAUGCGUCACAAGAUUUCACUGUUUCACGACUAUUAUCAACGUCGACGAUGCAUUCGUUAGAAUGUCACACAGAAGGAACAUCGGCAAGCAGGAGACCAAGGAGAAGUAGAACAACCUUUUCGGCGCAACAGCUGGCCGCUUUGGAAAGAGUUUUCGAAAGGACACAUUAUCCCGAUGCUUUUGUUCGCGAGGAACUUGCUACUAGAGUAUCCUUAUCGGAGGCAAGAGUUCAGGUAUGGUUUCAAAAUAGACGUGCCAAAUUCCGGCGAAAUGAAAGAAGCUCGGCUCUUAAUCGCAACACGUGUACGAGCAGAGAACUAGAAACUACCACCUUACCACUUCGACCGAUAAGAGUAAGCAACCACGCGCACGAAAACAAUGCGGAAAAUAAUACGUUCCAAGCACAGCAAUUUCCGCAAUAUUCCUAUAGCGAAUAUUGGAGAUCGCCUCAACAUUAUACCGCCGUUCAAAGCAGUAAUUGUCACGGAUUUGUCAACGCUAAUCUUGGAAACGUAGCUGCUUUACCAUCAUAUCAUCAAUCAGCAGAAAUUCACAGUGCCGUCGAAGGAACGACUAUAACUGGUCUAAGCGCAUUGAGAUUGAGAUCACAUCCUUACAGUGCUACAUAUUCCGCCAUGCACGCAAGCAUGUGACUCUUUCUUAAUAAUGAUAAAACGAAGAAAUGCUGCGAUUAAACCUAGACGCCUUCGAUAAUACUUCUCUUUGGUGCUUUAUAUGCUUCCUGUGCUUGCUUCCAAGAGAUUCGAGCAUUUGCACAGGAUUCGUUUGUUGAAACCAAAAAUGCUCUUGCUCUCAACUGUAAUCAACAAGGUUGAGUUAAAACUUAUCUAUUACAAAAAUUCAAGUUAAUAUAAUAAUCAAGACUUUUACUC
This is a messenger RNA of Polistes canadensis, 2011 nucleotides long. RefSeq names its product retinal homeobox protein Rx2-like. The transcript is spliced from 3 exons. Gene Ontology annotation, biological process: regulation of transcription by RNA polymerase II. NCBI's taxonomy places the organism in Eukaryota, Metazoa, Arthropoda, Insecta, Hymenoptera, Vespidae. The record is from RefSeq and is a predicted model, not a curated record. The coding region runs from base 1055 to 1771 and encodes 238 amino acids. Gene Ontology annotation, molecular function: DNA-binding transcription factor activity, RNA polymerase II-specific; RNA polymerase II transcription regulatory region sequence-specific DNA binding.